This is a messenger RNA of Baudoinia panamericana UAMH 10762, 763 nucleotides long. RefSeq lists its product as uncharacterized. The coding region runs from base 155 to 457 and encodes 100 amino acids. The transcript has a single exon. The record is from RefSeq and is a predicted model, not a curated record. Lineage: Eukaryota; Fungi; Ascomycota; Dothideomycetes; Mycosphaerellales; Teratosphaeriaceae.
CCACAAUGAGUCAUGAAGUGCUGGUUUGGAUAGGAAUGCGUGCUCCGCUAGCUGCUCUGGCUUCUGUGGCAUACUCAGGAGAGUCGACAUCGAGCAUAGCUGCGAAGGCGUCGUGGUCUCUUAAAGCCAGGGUCAGUCGUAGAGUACGUGUAAAAUGCAAGGUUGGCCAACACCGGCGAGUUCUCUACGGAGAUCAAUCGCUUCACCGUUGCUCCGGACGAUGUCUGAAAGAAGUUGGCUUGGCUUAGGCAAGAGCGGGCGGCCACGAGACGUAUGUUGGGGUAUUGACGCGGUUCGUCAUUUCCCCUGUCUCGACAUAGUUGAGCUUAAUCAACCCGUAUUGGCCGGCUGUCAACGUUAUCGGUCGUCUGAUCGUCGCCGUAAGCGGACAGGGUGGAAAGUGCACAGAGCAACAAGACGUGACGCAGAAAGCACCGCAGGUGAAAGAAUAGUGUAGGCUACAAAAGUGCUAUUGGACGCUGAAAGUGGCACAAUAUUGCGUCGCGUAAGGAUGACUUCACUCGACGGACUAUGGUGGCUGUAUGUAAGCCUGCGCAACACAGAUCAGCAUGGAUCAAGGGCAGCAGCGCGGGCAGACGACUCCUCAAGUUUUCGUGUCCGCCAAUCGUUUUCGAACCUCGCUCUCCUGUCACCUCAUAUCACGCUCCGGGUAAAAGGUACAUGUCUGUACCCCGGCCAGCAUCAGUCAAGUUCUUUGCGAUGCUAACGGCCACAGCUCGUCUUGUGACCAGCACAAGAGCGU